Molecule: messenger RNA, 1199 nt
Organism: Coccinella septempunctata (seven-spotted ladybird)
Lineage: Eukaryota; Metazoa; Arthropoda; Insecta; Coleoptera; Coccinellidae
Product: D-altritol 5-dehydrogenase-like
Exons: 7
Coding region: 105-1154 (349 amino acids)
Molecular function (GO): zinc ion binding; oxidoreductase activity
Source: RefSeq, a predicted model, not a curated record
UCACGUGACCUCGGUCGGAUUCAAAUAAUUGCGCUGGUUAGUUUGCGCCCACGUCCACUUGCAUUUUCGCGUGCGUUCGGUCGGAAAAUUCGUAGGUUUUCACGAUGAAAAACAUGGAAGCCGUCCAGUUCGACCUGUCGAAGAAGAGUCUGAAACACGUCCAGUUGCCAGUGCCUUCCGUGACCGACCCCAAGCACCUGCUGAUCAGGGUGUCCUAUGCAGGAAUCUGCGGGACCGAUCUUCACAUUAUACAGGGUGAAUUUCCAUGCAACCCUGAUCGUCCCCUCAUAUUAGGCCAUGAAUUCUCAGGCACAGUUGAAGAGCUUGGUCCUGAAGUAACGAAUUUCAAAAAGGGAGAUAAAGUCAGUGUUGAUCCGAAUAUCGGCUGCGAGAAAUGCAAUUUCUGCCAUGACGGCAACCCCCAUUUCUGCAAGAAAGGGGGCAUCAACACCACCAUAGGCAUAUACAAAGACGGUGGAUGGGCUGACUAUGUCGUAUGUCCAGAAUCCCAGGUUCACAAGCUACCAGAGUCCAUCUCACUCGAGCAAGCUGCCCUCUGCGAGCCCUUAUCCUGCUUGUCCCACGGCUGGGAUUUGGCCAGUCCCAUCAAGGUGGGAAAAAACAUCUUGAUAACUGGGGCUGGUAUAAUCGGGAAUCUCUGGGCUUGCGCUUUGCAUCUCCACGGUCACAGGAGGGUGACGAUCUCAGAGCCGAACCAGUCCAGGCUGAACAACUUGAAGAAAUUGAAUCUUGGUUUCGAUCUGGUCACACCGAAUCAACUGAAAGAAAGACAGGCUGAGGAUCCGGAGUUCCUCUUCGAUUUCAUCAUCGAAUGCAGCGGUUUUCCACCAGCCAUCGAACACUGCCUCAGCCUAUUGAACCAAGGGGGUAAAUUGGUCAUUUUCGGGGUAGCACCACCACAUGGGAGAAUUUCUAUUUCACCCUACGAGAUAUACGCUAAGGAAUUGAAGAUUAUAGGGGUUAACAUAAACCCGUACAGUUAUCCCAACUCCAUCGGGAUGGUUGAAGCAAUGGGAGACAGAUAUUUGAACUACGACAAUCUGGGAAUCAAAGUUUUCUCAUUGAAAGAAUACGAAGAAGCAAUCAAAGCGUUGAAAGAAGGCUCAAUAGCCAAAGCAAUCUUCAAAAUGUGAUAUCCUCAUUUUAAUAGAUAAUUGAAACAUAAAAGAUGAUUUUUA